UUUCUUAAAAAAAAAUGUUAUUUGUUACUUAGUAACCAAUUUUGUAAUCGUUUAAGAUUAUUCAUUCUCUGAUUAUUUUAAUAACAAUAAUAAUAAUAAUAAUAUUAUGUAAGUUAAAUUUACCUGAGGUCUUUAUUUUUAUAUACUUAAGCCCAGGAUAAUUAUUUGAGGUAAUGUAGAAGUGGGUGAUAUAAAUUGAAAUGUAUCAAACGGCCGCUAAUCCAAAUCGUUCAUUGCUUGUUAAAUAUGGUGUACCAUUGGAGCAUUUAGAUUUUGAGUAUGUGAGUAAUUGUAACGACCCUAAAGAGUUGAAACACAUUAUUCAAAUACUUGAAUCUGGAGAAGAAGGUCACUAUCCAAAAUUAAUUGCAGCUGCUGAAAAUCAGUUACGUAAUAUAAAACCAGAUGCUACCAUUUUAAAUCGAAAACCUAGUUAUGCCUUAAAAUCAUCAGAUCUUUUGAAUAGUGGAGUUCAAGAUGAUGUCAUUGAUGAUAUAGCUAAAUGGAUACAAAAAUCAAAAGAUGAAGAACAAAAAUUAUCUCAAAAUAUAAAACCAGUUUCUUUGACUAAUGGUCAUGAUGAAAUUCCAGUUAGACGAUCAAUUAACUUCUGUACAAUGUUCAAUAGUGAAAAGGUUGAGCAUGAGAGUAUUGCGCCUAAAAAAUUAAGUGUUAAAAAUUGGGAUAAUUAUGAUCCAGAAGUUGAGAUAAUGAAGAUGGAAAAUAAAGAAAAAAUAGAUAAGCUACAAAGCUUGAGAAAUAAGAAAAUUGUGUCUAAUGUAUUAUCAUUAGGAGGAAAUGAUAGAUCAGACCUUCAGGAUAGAGUCAAAUCAAUGAAACCCUUGAUACAAUCCUUAUCAAAAGACAGUACUGUUAGCAUUCAGCAACAAGCUUUAAGAGAAAAAGAACUUGGCAAUGAGUUUUUCUAUGCUAAUGAUUUUGAAGAAGCUAUUCGUUAUUAUAACACUAGUAUUGGUAUUUAUCCAACACCUGAAGCAAGAAAUAAUAGAGCAAUGUCCUACAUAAAAUUAGAACGAUAUGAUCAAGCUCUAAAUGAUCUUAGAGAAGUUAUUCAGAGAGAUCCAAAAAAUAUAAAAGCUCAUUUUCGUAGAGGAUCAUGUUUAAAAUCUAUUUCAAUGUUUUGUUUGGCAUUAAGAUCUUUUGAAAUGACAUUAAAAUAUGACUGUAAUAAUUUAAAAGCAAUACAAUUUGUUAAAGAAUUAAAAAAUUUAAUAUCCAAUAUUCCAAAACAAAACUUAAUUAGGGUUCGAGAAAUAACUAGACAUUAUGAUCAAACUGUGUGGGAUAUAGAAGAUCCAUUUUUUAUAUCAUAUUCAGAACUCAAAGAGUUAAAUAAAGAACAAACUGAAUAUAUUUAUGAAGCAAAUACGAUGGGCUGUUUGACAGAAUGUAUUUGUAAUCUUUGUCCUUAUCAUGAAUGGAUGCAACGAAGAAAAAAAUGGUAUCGAAACAAAAUUAUAAAAAAUGAGCAACAGCGUAAACGUUGGCAACUAUUAACUCCUGAAGCUGUUGUAACUUUGAUGUCUGAAUCCAAAUCUAAAUUACAUGAUACCAAAGUACCCAAAAGAAUGACUGUAACUGAAGUUAAUUCAACUGAAAUGAAUGGUCAUAUUAGUUCAACUGUAGUAAAUCAUAAUGGACUAAUGAAUGGUAGUGGUGAUAAAUCUUCAUGCAACCAUUGUAAAUUAGAUGUAAUGAAAACAAAACCUGUAUCUAGUGUUCAUGAUUUUCUUUUGAGGUGGAAAACAGCUAAUCAAAAGAAUAAUUUUGAUCUUUAUAAUAAACUAUUACGAAGUAUAAAACCUAAAAAUUUACCAAAAGUUAUAAGUACAAAUUUAGAUGAAGAAAUUAUGUCAAAAUUUUUUGAAACAUUAUGCCAGAAAUUUGAUCCAGAUAGUGAAUUAGAUUUAAUUGCUGAAUAUGUUAUAGCUAUGACAAAAGUAGACCGUUUCAAUCUAAUUGUUAAAAUGUUGGAUAACAAAGUGAAAGAAAGUUUUCGACCUCUCCUAAAACGUGUUCAUAAUCAUACAAAAAACCAAACAUUUUUAACAUUAUUAUGAUAGUUUUUUUAUAUUUUUAAUAAUAGUAGGUAAAAACUAUGUUAAAAAUAUUGAUGUAACUUAUUUUAUCAACUUUUUUUACAGUUAUUUUAUUAUAAUGUGUUGUACUCAAUAUUUAUUAUAGUAAAUGAAUGUUUCAAAAAACUCUGAUAAA
Messenger RNA from Daktulosphaira vitifoliae (grape phylloxera), 2235 nucleotides. It is a transcript of the gene Spag1, whose product is annotated as RNA polymerase II-associated protein 3. Gene Ontology annotation, cellular component: cytosol; mitochondrion. The transcript is spliced from 11 exons. Bases 201 to 2081 code for a protein of 626 amino acids. Gene Ontology annotation, molecular function: heat shock protein binding. The record is from RefSeq and is a predicted model, not a curated record. NCBI's taxonomy places the organism in Eukaryota, Metazoa, Arthropoda, Insecta, Hemiptera, Phylloxeridae.